AUGCGUCCGUUAACGGAGGAAGAGACAAAAAAGCUGUUUGACAAGCUUGCACAAUACAUUGGACCGAACACUGCCCACCUGCUUCAGCAGAAGGGAACCAAAUCGGCUGGUGUUGCUCCUUUCAACAAUGGCAAGACCACCGGCAAUAAUGGGAGCAACGAUGAUGAUGAUGGUGAUGACGGCGAAGAACAAAACUCGCAGCAGACUUAUGUCUUCCGUUUGCACAAGAACCGUAUUUGGUACAUGCCACUGAGGCUGGCCAAACUCGCAAGUUGCGUGGCGAAGUCCAACUUAAUGGGAAUUGGUGUUCUCUUCGCUAAGGUCACGCACCACGGUCAUGUGCGACUGCAGGUAACGGCGUUAGAAUAUAUUGCACAGUACUCUCUCUUUAAAGUGUGGUUGAAACCAAGUCAAGAGCAGAAGUUUCUGUAUGGUGGCCACGUCACGCGUGCCGGUUUGGGUCGUAUUACAGAAGCAACACCGCGACAUCAAAAAGUGGCUGUCUUUUCUAUGGGCGAUGUACCCCUCGGUUUUGGUGUGGCAGCGCUUGGGACGUUGGAGUGCAGGCGGUGUGAGAUGAACAGCACCGUAUUAUUUCAUGAAGCUGAUGUUGGCGAGUACUUGCGUAACGAGGCACGCUUGACGUAG
Molecule: messenger RNA, 648 nt
Organism: Trypanosoma brucei brucei TREU927
Lineage: Eukaryota; Euglenozoa; Kinetoplastea; Trypanosomatida; Trypanosomatidae
Exons: 1
Coding region: 1-648 (215 amino acids)
Biological process (GO): ribosome assembly; ribosomal large subunit biogenesis
Cellular component (GO): nucleus; nucleolus; preribosome, large subunit precursor
Molecular function (GO): RNA binding
Source: RefSeq, a predicted model, not a curated record